Spirometra erinaceieuropaei is the source of this 234-nucleotide messenger RNA. The record is from the annotation of a GenBank genome assembly. Lineage: Eukaryota; Metazoa; Platyhelminthes; Cestoda; Diphyllobothriidea; Diphyllobothriidae.
AUGAUCUUCGCUCGCAUCCUUUUCAACCGCCUCAAUAACCAUCUGGAACAGGGCCUUCUGCCGGAAAGACAAUGCGGCUUCCGUCAUCAUCGUGGGACCACGGAUAUGAUCUUCGCCGCCCGUCAACUUCAGGAGAAGUGUCAGGAGAUGCGGACCCACCUGUACUCUACCUUCGUGGACCUGACGGAAGCCUUUGACACGGUGAAUCGUGAAGGAAUGUGGAAGAUCACGUAG